This is a messenger RNA of Coregonus sp. 'balchen', 20509 nucleotides long. NCBI's taxonomy places the organism in Eukaryota, Metazoa, Chordata, Actinopteri, Salmoniformes, Salmonidae. The record is from the annotation of a GenBank genome assembly.
AUGAUGCGGGCUCUGGGCUAUCCUCGCUUGAUAUCAAUGGAGAACUUCAGGACCCCCAACUUUACCCUGGUGGCAGAAAUUCUCAUUUGGCUUGUGAAAAGGUGAGAAAUAGGCGAAGUCUGACAAAUGCAGUAGCUAGUCAUCUGACAAAUGCAUACGAUACAGCACACUACUGCAAUGAUUUUUCUUUUAUCCUACGUUUCUGUUGUUCCAACAGAUAUGAACCGCAAAUGGACAUACCGAGUGACGUGGACACGGAGACAGACAGGAUUUUCUUCAUAAAGGCAGUGGCCCAAUUUAUGGUAAAGAUGCACUGUCAUUUGUUUAAGGCUGCGCCGCAUCUCACCCCCCUGGAUCCGUUUUCCCCAGAGCUAAAGUCCCAUCAGCCUUGGUCUUACUUUGUUAAAUGGGCACCAUUCACCAGAGUAGCCUGUUCUCUGAGCAGCCGAACGAGUCGAGCAGAGACAGUGCGUCAAGUACAUGAGCGGAAGCUUCGGUACCUUUAGCUAUCGGGAAGAGGGGUCCAGAGAAGUCGGAUUCACAGCCACGCCAUUUGUUUAAUUUAUUUGACUGUUUAUCAAUAUUUUGUUUAUUUUGAGACCUCCCAUAUUUGUCUAUUAUUGCAUAUCGUAUUAUUUUGUAGUAACUGUUCUACAAGGCCACUUUAAUUUGAAGUGCUAAUGUCUUCAUAGAAUAAGGGAAUGUGUAGUUUACGAGGCUAACAGGUUUUGGAGGGGGAACUCAAAAUGUGUUUUUCACCUGAUUCCAGGCAACAAAGGCUCACAUCAAGGUGAACACAAAGCGUCUGUACCAGGCUGAUGGCUACGCUGUGAAAGAGAUGUUGAAGAUCACCUCAGUGCUGUACAGUGCCAUGAAGACCAAAGAGAUGGCCUCAGGGGACAAAGUGGAGGAGGACAAUAGCAAAUUCAAGUUUGACUUGGGUUCCAAGGUGAGAAUGACGCUGUCGGUAACAUGUACCUCCAUGUUGUCAACUCCAUGUAGGCCUACCUUCAGAUAUGCUAACUCCAUGUACCUCCAUAUAUGCUAGCUCCAUGUGCCUUCUAUGUAACAAAAUACAUCUACCAAAUGAGAAAAGAUCUGCAAGAAAUUGUCAUUUUUAGGAAGAAAUGGAGUGGAGGUCCAAAAUGGUUUCUAAGGUUCUGCUGAAAGGUUAUGUUUAGCCCAUAGAUAUGACUACGUUAAUAUAAGCAGGGGACCCCUGACAGAGAAAAGGCUGUGUGGGGUUUCCCUGUUGGUGUUACAGGGUUAUUGGUAUUGUAAUAUAUUCAGCCCGACAGACAAGGAGAUACUCCCAGCCCUGUCUGUGCAUACAGUUCAGACCUGUUGGGGGUUCGACCACGAAUGUGACAAAUUGACAAUUUUGCUUAACGUUUAAACAUAUACACUACCGUUCAAAAGUUUGGGGUCACUUAGAAAUGUACUUGUUUUCGAAAGAAAAGCAAAAAAUGUUGUCCAUUAAAAUAACAUCAAAUUGAUGUUGUAAAUGGCUAUUGUAGCUGGAAACGGCUGAUUUUUAAUGGAAUAUCUACAUAGGCGUACAGAGGCCCAUUAUCAGCAACCAUCAGUCCUGUGUUCCAAUGGCACGUUGUGUUUGCUAAUCCAAGUUUAUCAUUUUAAAAGGCUAAUUGAUCACUGUGCCCUUGGCAGAUAACAAAAGAACAGGAUGUACCACUUACUGUGGUCACCCCCAAACGGCCCUUGACCGCAUGACUAAGUUACACAAAGACAGUUUGUAUCAGUAGAAAAAACACUAGCAUAUAACAAUAGACAAUUCUCUAAGUAACAAACAGCAUAGUAUGUCUAAUUUGUAAUUUUCCACCACAGUACCAGUACCGAUUCAAUGUGCGGGGGACAGGUUAGUCGAGGUAAUUUGUACAUGUAGGUAGGGGUAAAGUGACUAUGCAUAGAUAUUAAACAGCGAGUAGUAGCAGUGUAAAAACAAAGGGGGAGGGGGUCAAUGUAAAUAGUCUGGGUGGCCAUUUGAUUAAUUGUUCAGUAGUCUUAUGGCUUGGGGGUAGAAGCUGUUAAGGAGCCUUUUGGACCUAGACUUGGCACUCCGGUACCGCUUGCCAUGCGGUAGCAGAGAGAACAGUCUAUGACUUGAGUGACUGGAGUGACAAUUUUUUGGGCCUUCCUCUGACACCGCCUAAUAUAUAGGUCCUGGAUGGCGGGAAUCUUGGCCCCAGUGAUGUACUGGACUGUACUCACUACACUCUGUAGCGCCUUAUGGUCUGAUGCCGAGCAGUUGCCAUACCAGGCGGUGAUGCAGCCAGUCAAGAUGCUCUCAAUGGUGCAGCUGUAGAACCUUUUGAGGAUCUGGGGACCCAUGACAAAUCUUUUCAGUCUACUGAGGGGGAAAAGGGAUUAUCGUGCCGGGAGAGGUUGUUGUCCUGGCACCACACUGCCAGGUCUCUGACCUCCUCCCUAUAGGCUGUCUCAUCGUUGUUGAUGAUCAGGCCUACCACCCUUGUGUCGUCAGCAAACUUAAUGAUGGUGUUGGAGUCGUGUUUGGCCAUGCAGUUGUGGCAGAUGUGUUAUUGCCUACCCUUACCACCUGGGGACGGCCCGUCAGGAAGUCCAGGAUGCAAUUGCAGAGGGAGGUGUUUAGUCCCAGGGUCCUUAGCUUAGUGAUGAGCUUUGUGGGCACUAUAGUGUUGAACGCUGAGCUGUAGUCCAGGAACAGCAUUCUCACAUAGGUGUUCCUUUUUUCCAGAUGGGAAAGGGCAGUGUGGAGUGCGAUUGAGAUUGCAUGAUCUGUUGGGGCGGUAUGCGAAUUGGAGUGGGUCUAGGGCAGUGGUUCUCAUCUGGUUUUGCUAAUGACAAUUGAGUCGUGACCCAAUAUUAUGGACUGUUGAUGAUUACAUUUUGUAAUGUUGUAUUGCAGCUGCCUUCCUGGGCAGGCUUUACUUGCAAAAUAGACUGUUUCAAUGGGCUACUAUUAUGUUAUUAAAGAAAGUCAUUACACAGCCAUUUAUCAAUUCAAGAGAAUAAGCCAUUUAAUUAGGCGACCAGUUCAGGAGUGGCGUGUAAUAAAUGAUCAGACUCAGAACAUGACAUCAAAACCAGUCCAAUAAUGUUAAUGAACAGUAACACAUACCAGUGUUUUAAAAUAGAAAAAACAACAAUCAUUAGGAAUUCUUGAUAAUUAAUUACCGUGUGAAUAGUUUCACAACCUUGAAAAUAUUUUUUAAAGGUGUAAUCUUUUAUUCAGUUCAAUAAAAUGUAUGAAUGUCAGAAUUAAUUAACAAUAAUAAUUAACAUAGUGAACAAUAAUUCAUUAACCUGUUUAUUUAUUGUGUGUGUGUGGCCUAUCAGUGGGAAAGCUGGGGGUGUUACUUCAGUUUGAUACGUUUAUUGAAGUCUGGGGGGAUGGUUGACAUGGCAACUUGGAGGUCAUGCUGGCUGUCCAGUUUGUUUCUGCUUUUAGUUUUCAGCACGGCCAUAGCAGAGAAGCCACUUUCACACAGAUAGGUAGUGCUGAACAGUAGCAUGAUUCCGAUUGCAUGACAGGUGAGAGCAGGAUACUCUCCCUCUACGCUUCACCAGUACUGAGGCAGUGUCAUUUCCGGGAAGCGCAUGUUCAGUCCGGUAUCAAACGACGGCUCCACCAGCUCCACAGCUCUUCUUCGUUGCUUGGCAACGUGACGCUUCCCAUCUCCACUCGAAAGGGGUCUUUUCCCUGCAGCUUGACAAUAUGCUGUUUAAUGUUUUUUUUUUUUUUUUUUAUGUGUCGCCGUGCGCUUUGUUGAUCAGAUUCUGAAUCUCAAAAUCAGCAUUGGGAAACCUGUCAAUCCUCCUGUUAGAAACAUGAUUUGCCCAAACGGUAAGCGUCAUCUUGAAGGCAUCCUCUUUGUCCCUCUGUUCAAAUUGAUUGUGCCCCCUCCCUUGCAAUGACACAUUGAGCGAAUUCAGAUGAUCAAAAAUAUCCAACCUGCGCAAUCCAUUCCUCACAAUCGAAAUGUUCGGCCAGAGGUGACUUGUUUUUUGAACGAAACACCGCAAUCUCCGCUUGAAGCGCAUAAAAGCAACCCAACACUUUACCCCUGGAAAGCCAGCGGACCUCUGCAUGAUAAAGCACCUGCUGGUGCUCGCUCCCCAUAUCCCUGCAGAAGGCCUGGAAACACCUGCUUUUCGUGGAACUCUUUUUGAUAUAGUUGACACACUUGAUCACAUCCUGUAGAGUGGCGUGGAACUCAGGCACCAUGUCCUUCGUUGCCAAUUCCUCCCUGUGUAGGAAGCAGUGGUUCCACCUCGCACUCUGUGCUCUCUCCAGGAUCCACUUUACUACCCCGGAGUGCUUUCCCGUCAUGGCAGCUGCCCCAUCAGUGGUCACACCGACGCACCCAUCCCAGUCCAGUCCCACGGAGCUAGGUACAUAUUCAUUGUGUUAAAGACAGCCUCUGCAGUGGUGGUGGUGGUGGGCAAAUCAGCACUAAAAAGGAACUGCUCCUCGAAGUUAUUAUCCCAGACGUGUCUGACAUAGACCAUUAGAAUUGCAUGGUUAGCCACAUCUGUGGAUUCAUCAAGCUGCAGUGCGAAAUGUCCAUUUGCACUGAUGUGCUCUGAUGUCUGCCGCGUUAUGACCUCAUAUGUCCUGUAUUCUCCUCCUCAUGGUGUCAUUGGAUAGGGGUAUGGUUUUAAGUUUGUUGGCGGCUCACUCUCCCAAGAUUUCACUGCACAUAUCAAUCGCAGCAAGGAGUAUGAGAUCCUCUGCACUGGUGUGGGCUUUUUUGCACUUGAUUCUGAUUGCAAGACAGGUGAGAGCAGGAUACUCUCCCUCUGCGCUUCACCAGAACUGAGGCAGUGUCAUUUCCGGGAAGCGCAUGUUCAGUCCGGUAUCAAAUGACGGCUCCACCAGCUCCACAGCUCCUCUUCGUUGCUUGGCAACGUGACGCUUCCCAUCUCCACUCGAAAGGGGUCCUUUCCCUGCAGCUUGACAAGAUGCUGUUGGGCCACAAGGUUUGGCAAUGCGCUGGGCCACAAGAUUUGGCUUUUCUUCUACUGUCAAUACGUUCUUCAAUCAAUCUUGUAAGGCGCUGGGCCACAAGGUUUGGCUUUUCUUCUACUGUCAAUACGUUCUUCAAUCAAUCUUGUAAGGCCUCCAGAUAUUUACAUUUUCUUUUUUUUUAAAGUCAGCUGUCUUAUUUUUGUGGCUUGGAUGCUUGGUGUCCAGAUGCCUUUUCAUUUUGGAGGGUUUCAUGCUCUCAUUAGCUAACAGCUCAUUGCAUAGGACGCACUGCGGUCUACACUCAUCCUUCCUGUAUUCUGUAUAUGUAAAACCAUAUUUGAUGAAGUCGGGGUGGUAUUUUCUCUUCUUGACAGGGACCGGGUUGUCUGCCUUGUUGUUGACAUUGGAAGCAGCAGUAGAUUAAAAGGGAGCUGCCCGUUUUAAAAACGUGUCCAUUAGUUUACUCUGACAGCUAGCCUACAUGAGUUAAAUGACAGCUAACUAUCCACAUGUGCAAUGCCUGCAGAACACAUCUGCAUAGUUAGCUGUCAACCAAGCUAGCUGUCAGAAGAUCUGUAUUAUCUGAUUGGAUGUGUCACAUUUAAAACAAAACAAUGUUGCAGAAUGACAUUUUUAUUGGAUCAGUGUGUGUGUGUGUGUGUGUCGAGAAUGUCAUUUUCAUUGGAUCAGAGAACGUUAUUGUAUUGGUCAGUGAGUGUGUGUGCAGCGCGAAAACCCUCCGAGACCGAACGUAGCUAGCCAUUUCACCAUUGCGGACGCGAUGCACGUGUAAAGUCAGCAACAAUAAGCGGUGCAUCCUGUGUGUAGCGGUAACGUUGUGUAAAGUCAUCAACAAUAAGCAGUGCGGCAGUAUCCUUUCAAAAUAAAGGUUUUGGUGCGAAGGUUACUUUUCAAAAUAAUGUUGUUUAAAUAAAAAAUAAUGUAUUCUUGCACAAGUUCCUCAACCCUUUAAAAUCCUCCCGUGACCCCCAGGUCUAGGGUUUCUGGGAUAAUGGUGUUGAUGUGAGCUAUGACCAGCCUUUCAAAGCUCUUCAUUGCUACCGACGUGAGUGCUACAGGGCGGUAGUCAUUUAUGAGGGUUACCUUCGCCUUCUUGGGCACAGGGACUAUGGUGGUCUGCUUGAAACAUGUAGGUAUUACAGACUCGGUCAGGGAGAGGUUGAAAAUGUCAGUGAAGACACUUGCCAGUUGGUUAGCGCAUGCUCUGAGUACACGUCCUGGUAAUCCGUCUGGAUUACGUGAUCACACAGAUCACACAGUCAUCCGGAACAGCUGGUGCUCUCAUGCAUGCUUGAGUGUUGCUUGCCUCGAAGCGAGCAUAAAAGGCAUUUAGUCCAUCUGGUAGGUGUAGUUUCGAUGCGCAGGCUGACUGGCAUCGUUUGCUUCCCCUCGCUCAUCAACUCAGAGUCAAGGAUAUGUUUUGCAUUAUUCUAAAAGCCUACUGCAACACGUAGCAUGUUUUCGUUUCCGUUACAAUACAUUCAGUAAUAAAGUUAUAGUAAAUAAAACAGUCCUGUAACAGCUUAUUUGUACAAAGUAAAACGUAAAAGAGAAUGAUACAGUGUCUACCCGCAAGCCGUGCGGUCAAAUUAUUUGCUAAAAACAUGAGCGCCAAUGCUGAUAAAUAGGCAUAACACAAACUCGUCAUUACACUUUUGUUGUUAUAAAUUAAAUCAACCUCCUUAUCAUUCAGUUAAGCCUAAUUUAAAUUCAGUUGUGAAGUGACGUGCACAAUUAUCGCCCAUUCAUUAUUUUAAUAUAUAUAGAACCUUAUUUUACCAGGUAAGUUGACUGAGAACACAUUCUCAUUCACAGCAACAACCUGGGGAAUAGUUAAAGGGGAGAGGAGGGGGGAUGAAUGAGCCAAUUGGAAGCUGGGGAUGAUUAGGUGGCCAUGAUGGCCAAUUUAGCCAGGACACCGGGGUUAACACCCCUACUCGUACCAUAAGUGCCAUGGGAUCUUUAGUGACCACAGAGAGUCAGGACACCCGUUUAACGUCCCAUCUGAAAGACAGCAUCCUACACACGGUAAUGUCCCCAAUCACUGCACUGUGGCAUUGGGCUAAUAUUUUUUUAGACCAGAGGAGAGUGCUUCCUACUGGCCCUCCAACACCACUUCCAGCAGCAUCUAGUCUCCCAUCCAGGGACCGACCAGGACCAACCCUGCUUAGCUUCAGAGGCAAGCCAGCAGUGGGAUGCAGUGUGGUAUGCUUCAGUGAGGAGGGAGACACAUUAGCGCCUGGCUGGGUACCAACAUCCUACAGCGCAUUGUCUUGCGGGUUAAGUUGUGAAUAGGUAUGGGGGGAAUCGACUCCUAAGAUUCAGUAUUUUUGGAAUGGAUGAGACUGAUUAGUUGCCGUACUUCCGAGAACACAAACACUUUCAUAGCGAGCUAGCAAGGGACGGAGAGAGAGAGAGGAUGGGCAUGCUGGAAUGCUGUAUUUCGCAAUUUCUUGUCUCGCAACUUCAGUAAAGCAGGGACUAUCAUCAAUGAAUAGGCUAGGAUAUUCUACACGCAACAGACUGAAGACACACUCGCAUCAUUAGCGAAGAGAAAGAGCAGGCGAGCCAGCUGCACUGUGAUUUUAGUUUUGUGAAGGGGGUUAAACAUUGUUUUUCCGUUAGGAAUCCCAAUUUCGUUUAAACGUUCACACCCCUAGGUUCGACCCUCCAAAUUAUGUUGGGAUUUGCAUUUUGACCACUUUGGGCAUCUCUGUACUCACUGUUGUGGAUCAGAAUCUUAGAAGGAAUGACUCAAUGAUAUAUUUUACCAGACAAUUAUCACAGUUGAUUAUGACAAAGUAUGCCAUUACAGUUUGAGAAAAUUGUGUUUAUUAUUGAAUUGAAUUUAUUUUGGGUAACAGACAUAUACAACAAAAUGUACAAUGUGGACCCAGAGGAUAUCACUUAAAAGUAUUAAUUAAAAUGCUUGUUUCCAAAGUGGUCCUCGAUGGUAAAAACAAUAACACAUAUAAUGAUUAAAAGGCAAGACAAAAUUACAAAUAACCAUAAAAAUGUAUAUUGACAUCCUAAAAAGUGGCACUAUUCACUGCACUUUUCCCUAACCUUAAAAAUCUACCAAAUUCAUUGCACAUCAUACCUAUCAUUCAAAUCAAUACACCUGACCAGCAGUAGGGGGCACAAGGGGCAGUGGAGUGGUUUGUUUUCUUAGACAACCUUGUCCAAAUGAAAACCUUUGCCUACUUUUUAAAGCUAUUUCUACUUUUUCUUUGCUUGAUCUCCAAUGGGAGGCUAUUCCAUAGACAAAUGCCUGUAUAGAAAAACGUGCUUCUCGCAGUACUGUUUACUCUAGGGAUUUUACAAGAAGUAACACUAGCUCUGGGAUUGUAACUGUGCUGGUUAUAGACCAUAUCAAUGUGGUUUUUCAUAUAACCUGGGACACAGUCAUUUAAGAUGUCAAACAUAUGAUUAAGUUUAAGUUGGUCCAUUCUGGACUCCAAAGGCAACAAGCCCACCUCCCAGAACUCCUGUACCCCUAUAUGGGUCCUAGGGGGACAUUAAGCAUAUACCUGAUAACAUUAUUUAGCAUGACCUGCAUUCUCUUUUUCAGCUUUUUUGAUAGCCCACUAUACCAAGCAGAGCAUGCAUAAUCAAAAUGACACUGAAUCAAGGUUGAGACCAGCAGUUUCUUAACUUUGAUGUUAAAAUAUCUAGUGUUUCGAUAUACAAAAAAUCAAUUUGUUCGCCAUUUUAGAAAGAAUUUUAGCAGCAAUCAGGUCUCCAGAAAGGGAUUGAUCUAGGGACACACCAAGAUAAGUUACACUUGUUUUAGAUUCAAUCUCCUUGCCUGCACAGUUGACCUUUAUCUUAUCAGCCCUAAGCAAUCUACGUUUUGUUCCAAACGAAACCGAUUCAGUUUUUCCCAAAUGUAGCGACAAUUUGUUGUCAGUCAACCAAUCUCUAACAAAAUGCAAUUCCUUACUCAGGGUCUCCUCUAUGUAAACUGUAUCCUUCCCUGAUACCAGUAUGGCUGAGUCAUCAGCAUGAAGCAGGAGUUUGCACUUUACUGGAUCUGGCAUAUCAAAAACGUAUAUAAGAAAUAAGAGAGGCCCUAAAAUGGAUCCCUGCGGUACUCCACAGGAUAUUUAUUUGGUCUCUGACAGAACAUCACCAACAUUACAUACUUGUGUUCUGCUGGUCAGAUAAGACCUAAACCAAUUCACUGCUACAUCAUUUAGACCCAUGCAUUUCAGUUUCAUCAGGAGAAUAUCAUGGUCCACAGUGUCAAGUGUAUAGUAGUAGAAAGUGUACAGUGACCAUACCUGUAUAGUUCCCCUUCUCACUUCCCUGCUUGAGGUGGUCAAAAAGGUGGAUAAGGCAAGUAUCAGUGGAAUGAGCUGUUCUAAAGCCAGAUUGGGAGUUCAUAAAGAAGUUUGUGCUCGAGAAGGUAUCCCUCAAGUUGAUUCAAAACGAAUAUCUCAACAACUUUGGAUAAGGUGCUGAGGAUCGACACAGGCCUGUAGUUUCCUACAUUUGUUUUACUGCUCUUCUUGUGGAACGGAACCACCCUGGCUGUUUUGAGAUCAUUGGGAAAUGUACCACUACUAAUAGAAAGGUUUACAAUAUGCGUUAUCAUUUUAGCAGUGACACAAGCACUAUCCUUUAUGAAUCUUGCAGGAAGGUUAUCCAGCCCAGUUGCAUGGUUUGUGCUCAUUAAGCACAGUAGAUUGGAAACUUUGUCCUCUGUUACCAUGCACAGCUCAAACAAAUCAUUUGUGAUAUCUUUGCUAUGGUAAAAGUUGUUAAUGAAAGACUGGCCGUAGUGUCCAGAGCAGGUCGGUAACUUCUUUACCAGAGAUGAGGCUAUAGUGGUAAAAAAAUGUGUUAAAAUAAUUUGCAGCCUUUGCUUGGUCAUAACAUAAAACAUCAUCAAUAUUCAGGCCAAUACUACAGGAUUUUACCUUAUGGGAAGUUUUUUGAGCCAAUGUCCUUUUAACAUUUUCCACAGUUUACGAGGCUGAUAUAAGUUGACAUUAACAUCGUCUAUGUAAUGUUGGGAUUUGGCCUUAUCCAUUUUGUAUCUUGCCUGGUUUCUCCAGUUAAUAUAACCAUCAUGAUCUUGUUGUAGAUUUGUCCUUUGAAUUUGGCCAGGUAGCGAUCCCUUUUCCUUAUGAGGUCUAAGAUCUCGGAAGUGAUCCAUUUCCCUGACCGCUGUUUGAUUUGAAUUUGUUUCAUCGGAGCCAGAGUCGAGUGCAGACAAACAUAUCUUUAAAAAGAUACCAAGCUUGAUCAACAUCAUCACAGUUUAGUACAUGAGACCAAUCCAAAUUUCCAAGUACUUCUACAAAACAUUCCUUUGAGUAUUGUUUCAUAAACUGUACCUUCAUGUAGUUAUUACCUGGCUCAAGUAGCAUUUUGGAUUUCUUACGGGUACAGUAGGUUCCCAUAUGAUUACUAAAACCAAUAUUUAAGACUCCUGACUGACAGACGUUCUCUUGGUCUGAUACAAUAAUCAAAUCCAAAGUUGAUUUACUGUCAAUACACACCCGGGUUGGCUCAACAAUCAGUUGUUUCAGUCCAAAUAAACUGAUUAAAGUUAUACAGGGCAUUUACUAGUGUACAUUUCUUGGGUGAUAACUGCACAUUUGUAUUAAAAUUGCCAAGCAGAAUACAUUCCCUAUCAGCAAAUACAUUGUGAUCACAGCAAUUCGAUUCAAGUAAAUCAUAGAAAUUAUUCUGCUUAGGAGGCCGAUAGCACACACCAACAAGUAUAGGACGACAUUUAGGAAGAAGUAUAUCUACCCACGCAACCUCAAGUCCAUCCAUUUUCAGAUCUGAACGAGGGUUAAAAUGCACAUAAUUCCUAGUAAAAACACACACCCCGCCACCGUUUCAGUUUUGGUCAAUUCUAUGAAUGCUAUAACCAGCUAGCUCAACAUCAUUGUCCUCAAUUGACCCAUCGAGCCAUGUCUCAGUCACAGCAACUACUGCAGCCCGGGUGUUAGAAGCGAGGAGUUUUAAUUCCUCUUCUGUCUCAUCUAGAUUGCACUCAUCAUCCCUGCUUGUGUCCAGCAUCCCAAUGUUUGGCACUGCGUUUAAACAGCAUACAUUGCAAACAAGUGAAAUGUUACUUUGAGACUUUACAGCUUAAUCAUAUGGGUUGGAUAUCUCCACACUUUGUGUACUUAGCACUUUAUGCUUAUGUUGCAGAACAAUACAUUGCAUGGGGGCGCAAAGAUGCAGUCCUCCAUAACCACAGGCCAGGCAUUCAGGCUGUAAUCAAUACUUGAACGGAUAAAUAACUACUGGUGACAACCCAAAACUAGCAGUCACAGUCAACAGCCCUUAAGAACUGGUGUUUUGCCACAUUCUUACAAUAUAUUUAGUUAUUGAUGUUGUGGCUGGGGAAUACCAUCAUGAAAAUUGCACACACAAAAAGAAGAAAGAAAAACAACUCAAUAUCGUCAUGAAAGAUUGUUAUUUUGUGUAUCAGGUGGUAGUGUUUUCAAAUGUACUUUUUUCCAGGCUUUCUCCGAAUUCUCCUUCUCUUGUCUGUGAUCCAGAUUGCAGACCUGAAGGCAGCGAGGCAGCUGGCCUCAGAGAUCACGUCUAAAGGAGCGUCGCUCUAUGACCUGCUGGGAAAGGAGGUGGACCUGAGGGUGAAGGAAACACACACAGGCUCAGAAACACCACGGCUGGGGAAAGCAAUCAGACGUUUUGACUGUAUCUCUGGGACUGCGGGUGACAGUUUGACAGCCCCCCAAUAUGUGGAGAUGUUACCAAAGACGUCUGUAUCAUUUACAAUAUUUGACACGGCACUUCAUUUGAGAAGACAUUGGAACACUGCAGAUAGGCACACACUGGUUACUUAAACGUUUUAAACCCACAAACUUUGGAGAAGAAUGUCUAUGUAAUUAUUCACCAGAAUAUCUUUGACAGAUUAUAAUGACAUGUUGUCUUUGAGAGUUGAACCUUAUCAUGUUGAUCCUGUCUCUUUUCAUUAUAGGAGAUGAGAACUGCUGCCAUCUCCAGACCCUUGGAGAUCAACGAGACAGAGAAGGCCCUCAGAGCAGCCAUCAAGGAAGUUUUGGUGUGUAUUGUCUUGAGAGACACAUCACACACACACGGCUCAUAUCUGUCUUUUCCACCACCAUUCCCUCUCUAGCUACUCUAGCUAAUGUAUAUGUGUCUUGCUCUGUGGUCCAGGAAAGCGUGGAUAAAACCAAAGACAUGCUGAACAACGUGUCCUCCGAUGAGACCAGCCUGGAGUCCAAAAUGGAGAAGAAGAAACAGGAGCUGGAGAGGAAUCAGAAGAGACUCCAGACUCUACAGAGUGUACGGUGAGUUAAGAGAAACUUCUGUGGGAAUUAAGUUAACUCAACCAUAUUCAGAGCAGAUCGCUUUUUGUUAUCUCAUAGAAUAUUACUCACAUCACAUACACUGAGUGUACCAAACAUUAAGAACACCUUCCUAAUAUUGAUUUGCACCCCCCCUUUUGCCCUCAGAACAGCCUUAAUUCGUUGAAGGGUGGGUCUCCUUGUUUUGUUUAGAGGGUCCGGGGUCCCACCCGGAGAUUUUAGAUGUAGGACUGAGAAGCUCAGUUCUGGUGAAUUUUUAAAAGGACAUUGUACUCCAAAAUGAAUGAAAAUACAAUUAUGCUGACACCAUCUAAGAUUUAAUUUCCACCUCGAGACGUUCAUGGCCCAAUAACAUAUUGGUAAAAUUAUUUGUACAAAUUAUUUUAACAUAUUGGACCAUGAAAUUAAUUUCACAUAUUGGACCAUGCAUGGUCCAUAUUUUCAGGUAUAAUAACAAUAAGCAUUAUCACCUUGCAGCCCAACUGAUGCAGCAUAUUGGCUCUAAAUAAAUAGGCUGAAGCAUGGGGUUGCCUAUCUACAUUUACUAGGGAUGUGCAUCUUUCCCUUUCAAGACGAUUUGAUAGGUAUCUAGAUACAUGGGUUCCGAUACGUUUUAGUUUGAAAUGAUUCGGUAUGAGUCGGUUUGAUUAGAGAACGAAUCAAUGCGAUUCAGUUCGAUGCGAAACGAUUUGAUGCAGUAACAUUUGUUGCAUAAACAUUCCUUUUCCAUUCUAAAUUAAAAUCUGCUGAUGAUGGAGUUCAAGUGUGUCUAUGGUGUAUGUGCUAUGUAGGCACAUGAGCUGAGCCAUAAGGGAGACUAGGCAUCUACCACCCCACUACCACCUUUUUUUGUCCCCUCAUUUGGUUCUGAAAUCCCCAUCACCCACUAAUUACAUUUUACAUUUUAGUCAUUUAACAGACGCUCUUAUCCAGAGCGACUUAGUGAGUGCAUACAUUUUCAUACUGGCCCCCAUGGGAAUCGAACCCACAACCCUGGCGUUGCAAACGCCAUACUCUACCAACUGAGCUACACGGGACUAAUUAACUUGUCAUUUUUGCAGAUUAAGUGUUUGAGCUAGUAAGGUAUUAAUAUUUAUAUAUCAUUUGAAAAUUAGCUAUGACAUAGGCAAUGAAUAUAUAGCACAACUUUGGAUUUCACCCCCAUCUCAAAAUCGAAUGGUUUUGACAGUUUGGACGUUUUUACGGAGUGAUCUUCUUUCUUCGGCCAUGCAUUGCACCACGCAAAAGUGAUCCUCAUUAUGAAAUGAUCAACUUCACCCUGUAUAUCUAAAAAUGACAAUAUACAGUACACUGAUUAUUUAAAGCAAAACUACUGGUGAGGGUGAACCUGAACAGUCAAAAUAGAAUCUAUUGUAAACCCUGAUCAGCAUGUAUAGCCAGAUGUCUCCGGUAGUUUACUUUCGUUCUUGUAAAACACAAAUUUCAACUGCGCAUAGAUAACAAUAACCUAGCAAAUUACACAGGUUGUCACUCAACUAAUAAAGCCUAAUAUCACGCAAGCCAUUUUAGCAUUUGAAUGCUGAAGGUGCCGCCCAGAUGUGCAAGAUCAGGAACAGGCUGCCUACCUCGUGAAGCUGGGCACAGUGUGCCGUUUGACGAGGCUAAGGUUACUGCCUGGGGUGGUUAGGUAUGCAAAAUGACUUGUAGAUCAAUGAAUCAUCACCGUUGUAUGCAGUUCGACACUAAAGGAGAAGGCGCAUCAGUUGUCACUGUAAUGUUUGAAUACAUUUUCUGACCGAUGCAUGCUACAUUUGGAUCAGUUUGGGUCCGCGGACUGAUACACUUGUAUCUUAAACAUUUGAAUCAGGGACCGAUGGGUAUCGGUGAAUCGUUACAUCCAUAGCAUUUACCCUAUUGGGCUAACCAUUAGCUAGAUCCCAAAUAUGAUCUUUUAACUAGUUAGUAUUUAUUUGAUUAAUUUUAAUGUCCCCAAAAAUGUAAUCCAUUAGCCUCACUCUUCCCAAUGCACUCACAAAGAAUUGCAGCUAAGGCAAUAAGCUUAACCAUGCUGCUGCUAAAAACUCUGUGUUUAAAAUGGUGCAGUUUGCGCAUAUUUAGGAGUUGGGAUCCCCCCGUUUUUAACAAAGGCUAUUAAAACUGCUGUUUUCACGAUUGCAAGAAUUGUGCAUUGACUGCUUAUCAGAAUGCAUGUUUCCCUCCCUAUGGCACUCGUAACUUGAAUGCGCAUCGAGAGGAAUAUUUAUCUCGCAUAGAACACACAACAACAAGUCGAAGAGGUAAAUAGAUAAACUAUUCUACAAUGGUGUUGUCAGAUUUUCUAUUCAUUACUUGUUUUGUUUGCAGAGGGAAAGUAAAUGUGGACUGUUGUAGCAUCUUCAAAGUGAAUUUUUGAGCCACAGAUAAAUGACUGCAGCGGAAACACUGCUCAUAUAGCAUAAGCCAUGGCAAAUGUGUAGAAUUGCAGCAACAUUUUGUCACUGCGGACAACAGGAAGGCCUCUAAAAUUUCAGUCUGCGACCACACCAUUCAUUUGCCACGACCACCACCUACGGCCCAUUAGAAAGAAUAAGAUGAAGCUCCGGUAAUAUGGAGAACUAUUGAAAGAUAGCUAAUAUGCGUUUUUCUACAUUAUAAUGGACACGAUGCAACCUUUGGUAGGUAGGCAGCUGGCAGGCUAUGGUACAGCAAAGCCAAGUCAGCCCGUGCUCAUGGUUCUCACAGGGGAAGUGAAAUGAUAGGCUACAAUGACUUUGCUCAUGAUCAUGCACACCGCAAAUGACAUGUAACUAUAAGUUCCUUACAUUUUAUUUCACGGGUGCCUUUUCAUUAUCUUGAUAGACACUUGUGGAGGUGCAAAACAAUAUUAUUUAAAUUUUCUCAGGCGGCCAAGUGUACACAAGGGUAUUUGUCUCAUCUCAGUCGCGAAUAGGACUCGUUUUGCAGCAGUUUCUGAUUAAUAAACAAUUCCAUGCUGGUAGGUGGUAAUGUUCAAAUAAAACCCAGCCCUUAAACAACACAUAGGCUGAAAAUUAUGUGUAUGUCAUAUCAUAGGAAAAGACACCACAUUCACACGGAUUUGCAUGAAGUGGGCAGUUCAGAUUUGUCACUUCAAGGCCAAAUAUAUCAUACUUGGGCUAAAACGAUUACUUUAUUGACUUAAAUCAUUGGGUAAGCUCUGCCCAUCAUAUUUCAGCUCAAUAAAUGUGAUUUCUACUGGUGUGGGUGUUUUAAAGACAUUGUAGGUGGCAAAUCCAGACAGAAAGGUGUACGGUAGCACAUUGAUUAAGGUGGAUUUACAUUUACAUUUUAGUCAUUUAGCAGACGCUCUUAUCCAGAGCGACUUACAUGAGCAAUUAGGGUUAAGUGCCUUGCUCAAGGGCACAUCGACAGAUUUUUCACCUAGUCGGCUCGGGGAUUAGAACCAGCGACCUUUCGGUUACUGGCACAACGCUCUUAACCACUAAGCUACCUGCCGCCGAUUUGUGACCCAACUCUAUACAUCUUUGUUUUUCUAUGCUCUGAUUGACAUUUGAUGUGACCAAAACAUCAUAGAUAUAGAUGGAAUGUGCUCAACUCUGUUCUCACAAGCAAAAACAAAACAAUUAUAGCAGGGUUGUAAAACCCAAGAAACAAUCCCAAUAACUGAGUAAAAAAGGACAGCACACACUUGGUAAAGUUGCAACAAAUUAAUUUAAUUUGAUUAUGUAAGGUAAUAUACAUGAGCGGAGUGGUUUAGAGAAUCCUUGGAUGCUGUUGUAGUGCAUCUUAAAGACAUGCUCCGGUACUUUGGCGACUAGUAAGUCUUUUUUAAACCUCCCCGUUUGGUUUGGAUGUGCCAAUGUGUAGUUCAUGCAUGCAUAAUCUAUGAGCAGAAUUACUGUCUUAACUCAGUUAGCCACGAAAUCCCUAGUUUGAAAGUAACUGUUUUCUGGAAGCUGUGCGGCGCCAUUUUCCCUACAUUUACCCCCAUGUGGGCCAGCCACCUAGCAAUUUAAAUUUCAGCCAAUGAGCUUCAGCCCCUCACCAUUUGAGUGACAGCUAGCAAGACACACACAGUAGAGCCCGAGCAAUGACGUGGUGCACAUAUCUGCACAUUUGUGAUGUACUUUUUGGGGACCACUUUUGGCUCGUGGAUGCUAAUUUCAGAACUACUGGCUAAAAAGUAUACAAAAGUACCGGAGAAUAUAUUUAAACAGGUAGGCCAAGCGCUUGCUUGCCCACCUGAACACACCCACUUUGCACUUUACAACUGCGUUGGGUGCUUCCUGGAGGGGCGGAGUCCUCAGAGCUGCCCUUGGAAGUUUCUACCUUCCUCUUCCUCUGCUGGGGCCUCUCUGCCCCCUCCUUGUCCUCCCUGCUAUCCGGAGCCUUUUUCUAGACUUGGACUGUGCACAGGACCAACAGCCAGAGGUCGUCUUCGUAGUCAUAGUCCGAGAUCCUCCAUUGGCCUUUCACCCUCUCCCCUUCUUGGUUGAAAACCUGAGAAGCAACCCGCCGGCCUCCACACCGGCCCUCCACACCGGCCCUCCACACCGGCCCUCCACACCGGCCCUCCACACCGGCCCUCCACACCGGCCCUCCACAGCAAUCCAGUUCCACUCAGACCCAGCUUUGUUUCGAGACUACCCAGGAUUUGAAUGUCUCAGGGUAGUGGGGAAGUGCCAUCGAGAUGCCUCGGGUACUAGUAUCCCUCCUUGCCUCUAUUGUAGUGUUGUUUCUCAGAAGCCCUGUUAGUGAGGCACCUGGAACAGUGGUGCGCUGGGUGUUCGGGUUGGCCACCUGCAUGUCCAGGAUAACGAACUUUCCAUCCAUAUCCAUACCACCUGGAAAGAGAUGUCAGACAAAAUGGUCAGACCUGACCACAAAUUGAAGACUCAUGAUUUCCCAUAGAGUUCAGGGCUAAAAUUAUAAUAUAAUCUAUAGGCUAACUUUUGUCCCGAAGACUGUCCUGACUGCACCUAUAAAAUAGCUAAUUUGCAGUGCACUAUGCUAUAUCUCAAUAUUUGUUCAUAAAUAACUGGGAAGCGUUAGAGAAAAAUAUAUCAUUUCAUUUUUAUUAGAAAUGAAUAUCGUGUACAAUGCUUUCAAAGUUAAUUCCACAACUUUGCCCAUGAGUUACGCAUGACGAUAAAACGUGCUUACUGCUUAACUAUUUUCUCUUGCACAACAAUACAUUUGAGCAGGGUGCUAGUCUAGAAGCCAAGAAACAACAAUCCCAUAAUAUAGAAGUGAAAGAGUCCAACACUCUUGAAAUAGUUGCAGAUAAAAAAAAAAAAUUACAUUAAUUUUUCAAAGUGUCUCAAUAGCGCACAUUCCUCAGUGUGUGUUUGUGCAUACUAGUUCUCUCUCUCUCUCUUUCUCGCUUUCGCUCUCUCUCUCUCUCACACACACUCACACACCUGUUCCUCUCCCAGGCCAGCAUUCAUGGAUGAGUAUGAAAAGAUUGAGGAGGACCUGCAGAAGCAGUACGAGACCUACGUGGAGAAGUUCCGUAACCUGAGCUUCCUGGAGCAGCAGCUGGAGGACUACCAUAGACUGGAGCAGGAGAGGUUUGAGGUGAGCGAGCGUCCUCAUCAGUCAUAGGGUUGUAUUGGGUUGGUACCAUAGACGUCAGGGGCCUGUUCAAGAGGGUGCAAUGUUAUGGAAUGUUCACAAAUAUACCGGUAACUGCCAAAAUAAAGGGAACACCAACAUAAAGUGUCGUAAUAGGGCGUUGGGCCACCACGAGCCAGAACAGCUUCAAUGCACCUUGACAUAGAUUCUACAAGUGUCUGGAACUCUAUUGGAGGGAUGCGACACCAUUCUUCCACAAGAAAUUACAUCAUUUGGUUUUUGUUGAUGGUGGUGGAAAACGCAGUCUCAGGCGCUGCUCCAGAAUCUCCCAAAAGUGUUCAAUUGAGUUGAGAUCUGGUGACUGAGACUGACAUGGCAUAUGGUUUACAUAAUUUUCAUGCUCAUCAAACCAUUGAGUGACCACUCGUGCCCUGUGGAUGGGGCCAUGGUAGCCAAAAUAAUGGCCUACCCAGCAUUUUUAUACAUGACCCUAAGUAUGAUGGGAUGUUAAUUGCUUAAUUAACUCAGGAACCACACGUGUGGAAGCACCUGCUUUUAAUAUACUUUGUAUUUUUCAUUUACCCAAGUGUUUCCAUUAUUUUGGCUGUUAACUGUAUUAUGUAGAACAGAUGUGAAUGUCUGUCAUGCAGAAUAGGGAAUCUCGUCUUUUCUAUAUGCAACAUUGUGAACAUUUCACCUCACUGAAUACACCCCUGGUAUGAAUUCUACUGGCUGUUACCUAGAAACAUGGUCUUAGCUGAUAUAUUGUGAUUGACAGAUGUACCAAAGGCAAUAUCUACUUCUUUAUUUUGCUCUAUCUAUCUCAGGAGACUGAGAACACCCUUAGGAUGAUGCAGCACAAACUGCGGGAGGAGGAGAGGAGGCUGAUGAGGAGUGGAGGUGACACAAACACUCAGUAACAUAUACCUGUCUGACACAAACACUCAGUAACAUAUACCUGUCUGACACACACACUCAGUAACAUAUACCUGUAUGACACACACACAAUAAACCACAAUCAAGAGCACACACUUGAUGAAACACACUCAAAUCGAUGCUCAAACACACUCACACAUAAUUAGAAAAGUAAUAAUUCCUAUUCAGAGGUCAAAUGAAUGAUGCUUGCAAUGCUCAUGUAAUAUUCUUUGAAUGCCAUGCUUUAAUAGAUACAUACUGCCCUUAGCCGCAAUGCUCUAGUUCUAUGCCUCCAUAGCCAAAGACGAGGACUCCGAUAUGGACAUCCCUGAGGACGAGGGUUCAGACAGUGAUAUGGAGGAUCGUAGACCCUCUAAACCCCGUCCCACCAGAAACGCCCCCAUGACAGGUACUAACUCUCUACUCUAACGUUACCCCUUUUCCUAAGGCAGAGGGGCAAAUUCCAGCCAGGCGAUUUCCAGCCCAGCUCCAACACACCUGAUUUAAACUACAGUAAACGGUUGUGUAUUUUAAUCAGGUGUGUUAGACUGCAGAACGGCUGGAGAAAAAAAAAAACUCCAGGUCCAGAGUCGCCCACCCCUGUCCCACGGGGACCCAGCUACCUCAUAUCACACUUGACCCUUAAACCUCUAUCCUAACAGGGAGAGGUGGAGCGCGGCUCGUCGGCAACAUGCAGGGUGGAGACAGCGAGGAGGUCAGUAAAGGGGUAACCAUAACGAUGGCGAGCGCUGAACAUUUCUUAUUCACUCCUUUUUAUAAACUCAACUCAUUCACUCCAUAUUAAGUGAUACCUACCGGUGAGGUAUGAUUACAGUCGAUAGAGGAACAUGUCAGUCUGAGACUGAGGACAAAAGGACAGUACAUCCAAUAGAAAUGAGACUGGGAGGCAAAGGUGCUUGGUAAUCCGUGUAAUUUAUUCCUGAGAGAGUGUGUUGUAAGUGUUGCUAUAGUCUCCAGUGUCUAGAGAUGGAUUUGUCUCCCAUGACUUUGUGUAUGGAGACUUCUCUGGCUAGAUAAACAGAGCCUUCCAGAAUCUUUUAUUUCCCUUCCUCAUUUCUCUCCCAUCUGUUCUUUCUACCUAUCCUGUUCCUCAUCAUCUCAUAUUUCUCAAUGUUAUCCCCUUUUCACUUAAUUUCUCUCCUUUUCUCUCCACCAUUCGUAUUUUAAAAGCUCAAAGCGGUUGCGUCCAACUCACUUCCUCACGCCCCCACACAGAGGAAAGGAAAGGUUGGUGUGGGACCAUGGGAUCUAGUCUGUGGCAUCUAAUUGCCCCUAGCCAUGAUGGAUGUGAACUGAGCAGGUCACAUAAGUGGAUCCGAUUGGCUAGCUCAUUAGAUGGCAACAUAUAAUUGGUAGUAGCUUAGAGUUUGGUUGCACUGCACAGUGAAAUGUUUCCCUAGAUGGUCGAAUUAGCACUAGCUGAGCAUUACUCCACGUACCCUGUAUGUGUGUAGAAUUUCCUGAACCUCCUAGAACCCAUCAGACUUUAGCUUGUGGUUGUGUUAAGGCAUUAUCAUGCUAAGGUACGAACCUUGUUAGCUAACUCUGUCUGCUCUUUCAGACAGAGGACAGUGAGAUAGACGUGGACGAGGAUGAGGAAGGUGAGGAGGAGAACGAGGACCUGGAGGACGACAACGACAGUCUAGAAGUCCCGGCGCCCAAGCCAUCCCGGCCCUCCAGGGGGCCCUUGAGGCCCCAGCUAUUAGAGGAGAGCGAUAACGACUUUUAA